AUGAUGUCCGAAGUGUCAUUCAAUUCGACCUUGGACGUGGCAACGCCUCUGGUUAAAUCGAGACGGAUCAGUAUCCUACCUGUCAGCCAUGCGGAUCUCUCAUCACCAACAACAGCGCGGAAACAGCUGCAACUGCUCGAACUGGACAACGUAGCGCUCUCCAACGAGUUGACCGAGCGCGAGGAGCAGGUGUCGGCGCUUGAAGCCGAGCUCGAAGUGCUGCGUUCCAAGGUGGCCUCUUCAUCCUCUGCAUCCUCUUCCACCGCUAUCACUGUGCUGUCGAGCUCAACAUCCACCGACUCGAUCAGCGGAGAGCGCUCGAGCGCAGAGGUCAAAGCAGCAAAACGCCUCGUGCACCGACUCAUCGCUUCCAUCACAACGUACGAUUCCGAGGCAGCAGACCAAGACAAGCUCUUCAACCUGGACCAGAGCAUGGUCCACGAUCCAGAACGUUCCAUCGUCGCGCCGUCUUCCACCCACCUUUCCACCCCGAACGGAAAAAAUACAGUAGCGAGGCGCUUCGAGGGCGAUCUGCUGGAUGACGUCGAAACGCUCGGAGGAGUGUUGAAGGAGUACGCGCGCAAGACUGCAUUUGCUGCCGACGAGCAGUCGCUUGCGUUGCAAAGUGCCGCUUUUCGCAACGACGCGCUCUCCACACGAGUCAAACAGCUUGAGGCGGAGCUGGCGCAGGCACGCGCUGCGGAGGAGGAGGAGGAUAGGGAGAAGGCGGUAGACGAGCUCCGAGCUCAACUGUCUGCAGCACAGCAACGAGGCUCUCAGUUGGAGCUGCACCUGGACACUUCGCAGUCGCAGCUCUCUGCUGUGCAGGCGGAACUCCAGCAAACAGUCGCGAGGUUGGAUCAGAUCACGGCAGAGCAAGAACUCACCAUUUCUGCUGCGGCCAAGAAGUCGGCUGCGCAGAUCGAGGCGCUUCGUUUGCAGCUCGCGGAACAGCAGCAGCAGUCACAACCCGAGGAAGCCGACACCAGCUCUUGCGCGACCCGUAGUGCUGCCGAACCUACCUCUACCGCGUUCGAACCAUCGGCGCGAACCAUCGACCUCGAAGCCCAGCUAGACGCACUCAAACACGAGCGCGACACGGCAGCCCAAGAAUCGCAAUCCAGAAUCAGCGCACUCGAAGAGCAGCUCGAGCAACGCCGAUCCAAAGCAUCCGAUCUCCACUCGAUCUUCCAAGAACUGCAAGAAAAGAAGGAGCGACUGCACUCGAUCCAGAUGCACACCACGCACAUCCGAUCGCUCGAAAAAGUGCUCCUCCAACAACAGCGGAUUGUGGAUCUUUUGGAUCGAUCCUCUUCCACUCAAGACGGCGCCGAAUGGAUGGUGUAUGCUCAUCAGCUGAGUGCAUCGCUUGCCCAGCUGAAAGCCGAUGCUGUCAUCAGCAAGGGGGAGCGUGUCGAGGCAGCGGUCGCGACCGAGGAGGUCGACGUGACCAAACCUUUGGACAACGAGCUGGUUGCAGGAUUGAAGGAGAAGAUUGACGAGUUGGAGGGUCGAGUCUUGCGUCGCAACGAGCAGAUCGGCUCGCUGCAGCGACAGCUUCACAACGUCGAGAAUGAUCUCGCUCGAACAAGGACCAAUCAGAUGUUGGCUGAGGAGACAGUGGUAGAGUUGGAUGCUGAAAAGUCGGAGCUGCAUGCAGAGGUCAAGAUGCUCGAGGAGCGAAUCCAGCAGCUCGAACAGGUUGACGCUGCCACUCUGCGCGAGGAGCGAGUCGAGACAGCAAGCCAGACAGCGCUCGACAGACCGACUACACCGCAGCCGCAGACCGAAGCUGAACUUGCAUCGGCACAGCAGCGUAUCGCCGACCUUACUGAAGAAGUCGAACGUCUCUCCGCCGAGCAGACCACCUCUCAAAGCGAGCGUGAAACCAUACAGGAAACCAUCACCGCGCUCACCGAGCAAGUGCAGCACCUCGAAUCCGCCCUCGCCGCUGCUCAAGGCUCCGCCACAACCGCUGAACAGCAGCACGAAGACGAACUGUCCACACUCAAAACCACCCUGCGCAAAACGGACGAACGUCUGUCCGCAACGCGUCUCGAGCUCGACGCAGUGCAGCUGUCGUUGGCUGAAGCGCGCGAAUCCGCCUCGGCUGACACAGACCGUAUCGAGGAGCUCACGGCGCAGCUGUCUGGCCUGCAGAAGCAGCACGACGCGCUCAUCGCGGCGUCCACGGCUGAUACGCAGGCGGUUGAGGAAUCACGCGGAGUGGUUGCAGAGCUGACAUCGAAGAUCGCCGCGUUGGAAAACGAAGCGCUGUCGACACGAGAGGAGUACACUUGUCAGCGUGCGGCGCUGGAAAGCUCGCUGCAAGAGGCGCAGGAGAAGCUGGCCGAGCUGCAGCAGGUGCUCGAGGAGCGUGACGAGGCGAUCCAAGCGCGCAACACCGAGUACUGGACGCUGAAGGAGGAGCUUGCGGAGCUGCAGGAGGAGGCGGAACGCAGCUCACACAGCGUAGACGCUUCAGCACUGCAGGAGGUAAAGGCGCAGCUCGCCGCGUCGGUGUCCGAAAAGUCGAUGUUGGAGGAGAGGCUGGCCGCCCAGGAAUCGGCAUUGAUGAAGCUGAAAGCGGACCUGACGGCGGCUCGAUCGACCGAGGAUCUGCUGAACCAGCAGUAUUCCUCCUCGCAACGAAGGGUCAAAGACCUCGAGUCGACGAUUGCGCAGCUCGAGGCAUCCACCACCCCUGGGGCCGAGCAGGUCGACGCUGCGGAGGUGGAACAGUUGAAAGCGCAACUCUCGCAAUCCCAGUCGGAAGUGGAAUACCUCGGCAGCCGAAUCGAUGAGCUCGAGACCGAGCUCGGACGCAAAGCGGAAGAAAUCGAAGAGGCCGACAGCAAGAUCCUCGACGCACUCAAGGAGUCCAAGAAGUACGCCACGCGUUACACGAAGCUCAGUGCCAAGUACGAGGCGCUGCAGCGCGAGAGCGAUGUGCAGGCGCAACAGGUGACCGCGGCGAAGGCUGACUUGGAGAAGGAGCGCGAGAGGGUGAAGGGUCUGAUGCGCGCUAAGCAAGAGGGUGAGACGACGAGGAGUGGUGGUGGCAGUGGCAGUGGUGGGUUGGCGGGGAGGAAGAGGGCUAAGCCUGAUUCUGAAGAGGAGGUGCGGGCAGCAGAGGCAGAGGCAGAGUUGGCGACGACUCCGCGUGCAGGUGCGCGUGCAGCGGUGAAGGCGGUCUACGCUCCUUCUCCGUCCGCUGCCGCCGCCCGCACGCCCAGCUCGUUUACACCCGUUCGGCGGUCUGCCAAGCCUUCUUCCUCCUCCCGAGCGACAAAACCCGCUCCAAGCAACGCGACACCCGUCGUUCUUGGACUCGGCACACCCACCACCACCGCUGCAGCGGACGCAGAGCCCGGGAUGGUGCGCAGCACAUCCAACCCCUCGGCACUGAUCGCCACACGCCUGCUGCACUCGUCCACCUCGACCUCGGCCUCGCCUGCCAAACCCACGCUUUUGAGCGAUAAGACCAACCUCGUCGCGUCGUCAGCGGGAACAUCGCGGCUGAGCUCCAAGCUCACCACCGCCGGCUCUGCCACCGCUGGCGAGGGCAAAGCGAAUCGUGCGGUGACGUCGUUACUGCCGCAGGAGGGUGGUGCGGGUGGGGAAACAGUGGCAGCGAGGAAGAGGGCCGAGGAGAGGAAGGUUCUCGGUUCGUCGGCAGCAGCAGCGGGGACACCGGGUGCGGGAGGCGCAGCCGACUUUCUGGCGAGGAUGAAGGCUCAGCGCGCUGCUACUGCCGCUAGUCAGCGUGCGUGA
This is a messenger RNA of Sporisorium graminicola, 3774 nucleotides long. RefSeq lists its product as uncharacterized. The coding region runs from base 1 to 3774 and encodes 1257 amino acids. The transcript has a single exon. Lineage: Eukaryota; Fungi; Basidiomycota; Ustilaginomycetes; Ustilaginales; Ustilaginaceae. The record is from RefSeq and is a predicted model, not a curated record.